Messenger RNA from Diatraea saccharalis (sugarcane borer), 664 nucleotides. Lineage: Eukaryota; Metazoa; Arthropoda; Insecta; Lepidoptera; Crambidae. The record is from the annotation of a GenBank genome assembly.
UUGCUGUCAUUAGUUUGUAGAGUAUUAUUGUUCUGUGGUCAUUAGUACUAAAAAAAUAUUGUUUGUAAGUAUAAAGUGCACGUGUUCAAGUAUAAAAUAAUACUAGUUAUAAGGAAUUUAAAUAUACAACAUGGGCAAAGUAAAAAAAGAACCUGUUGAGCAAGAAGACCAAGGAGAUGUCAGCGUUAAAACAGAACCACAAAAUUACGAUGACAAAGUCGGCCACUGCAGCGUGAUAGCGAAACCGAUGGCACCUAAAAAACUAAGUAAAAAGAUAUACAAACUCAUAAAGAAAUCAAGUAGUCAUAAGAAUUACAUAAGGAAUGGACUGAAAAUAGUACAGAAGCAACUAAGACUAGGCGAAAAGGGCAUAGUAUUCUUUGCUGGAGACAUAUCCCCCAUAGAAAUAAUGUGCCACUUGCCAGCUGUGUGUGAGGAAAAAGAUGUUCCAUAUUGUUACACACCUAGUCGUAAAGAUAUUGGAGCUGCUAUGGGCACUAUGAGGGGAUGCAUCAUGGUGCUAAUCAAAGAACACGAAGAUUAUAAGGAUUUGUAUGAUGAAGUAAAAAGUGAAAUAAAACUAUUAGGUCAUCCACUAUAAAACAGGCAAAUAGAAGUUAUUUUUAAGGAAAAUGUGACAUUUAUCACUGUUAAGACUUUUACC